Molecule: messenger RNA, 1823 nt
Organism: Gastrolobium bilobum
Lineage: Eukaryota; Viridiplantae; Streptophyta; Magnoliopsida; Fabales; Fabaceae
Product: ATP-citrate synthase alpha chain protein 1
Exons: 13
Coding region: 259-1530 (423 amino acids)
Biological process (GO): succinyl-CoA metabolic process; tricarboxylic acid cycle
Cellular component (GO): succinate-CoA ligase complex
Molecular function (GO): succinate-CoA ligase (ADP-forming) activity
Source: RefSeq, a predicted model, not a curated record
UGUUGUUGCCUUCUUCUUCUUCAAUUUCCCGCUACACUAACACUAUUCCUAUUUUUUUUUUCUAUAAUUCACCAACCCAACCACCCCCAUCAUUUAAUUUUUCAUUUUCCCCUUCUCCAAAUGAUAAAAAUCGAAGCUUUCAGCUAUAAAUAGAACCAUCACACAAGUUCAUUCGCUAACCCGUUCGUUAGAUCUAACUACCCACCCAACUUCUUGCCUCAUCCUCAUUUUUUCUCUCUCUCUAACGGAUAAGAAGAAAUGGCGCGCAAGAAGAUCAGAGAGUACGACUCCAAGAGGUUGUUGAAGGAGCACUUUAAGAGACUCUCUGGCAAGGAGUUGCAGAUCAAGUCUGCACAAGUUACAGCGUCCACUGAUUUUAGUGAGCUACAAGAGAAGGAACCCUGGCUUUCAUCUUCUAAAUUGGUUGUGAAACCUGACAUGUUAUUUGGAAAGCGUGGCAAAAGCGGUUUGGUUGCCUUAAAUUUGGAUUUGGCACAAGUUGCUUCAUUUGUGAAAGAGCGUCUUGGAAAUGAGGUUGAGAUGAGUGGAUGCACAGGUCCUAUAACAACUUUCAUUGUUGAACCUUUCGUCCCACACAAUGAAGAGUUUUACCUUAACAUUGUCUCCGAUAGACUUGGGAACAGCAUAAGCUUUUCAGAAUGUGGAGGAAUUGAAAUUGAAGAGAAUUGGGAUAAGGUUAAGACUGUAUUUGUUCCAACAGGCGUGUCUCUUACAUCAGAAAUUAUUGCCCCACUUGUUGCAACUCUUCCUUUGGAGAUCAAGGGAGAAAUUGAGGACUUUCUCAAGGUGAUUUUUGCUCUGUUUCAAGACUUGGAUUUCACUUUCUUAGAGAUGAAUCCUUUCACACUGGUUGAUGGAAAGCCUUAUCCUUUGGAUAUGAGAGGCGAGCUAGAUGACACUGCUACUUUCAAGAACUUCAAGAAGUGGGGAAACAUUGAAUUUCCAUUGCCGUUUGGAAGGGUUAUGAGUCCCACUGAAUCUUUCAUUCAUGGAUUAGAUGAAAAGACAAGUGCAUCUUUAAAAUUCACAGUGUUGAACCCAAAGGGCCGAAUUUGGACAAUGGUAGCUGGCGGAGGUGCUAGUGUCAUCUACGCUGAUACGGUAGGAGAUCUUGGUUUUGCAUCUGAGCUUGGAAACUAUGCAGAAUAUAGUGGUGCACCCAAUGAAGAGGAGGUCUUGCAGUACGCCAGAGUUGUAAUUGAUUGUGCAACUGCAAAUCCUGAUGGCCAAAAGAGAGCUCUUGUGGUAGGAGGAGGCAUAGCUAACUUUACUGAUGUUGCUGCUACAUUUAGUGGCAUAAUUCGGGCGCUGAAGGAGAAGGAGGAGAAGUUAAAGGCAGCAAAGAUGCACAUUUACGUGAGGAGAGGGGGUCCCAACUACCAGAAGGGUCUAGCAAAAAUGAGAGCUCUUGGAGAGGAGAUUGGCAUCCCCAUUGAGGUUUAUGGACCUGAAGCAACAAUGACUGGUAUAUGCAAAGAGGCAAUACAGUGCAUUACUACUGCAGCUUAACUAUCCAUUUUUGGUCAAUGCCUUCUUUUGUGGUUACUUUCAUGGCGAGUUUGAAGUUAACGUUGAUUCUUGAUUCCCCUUCCCAUUCCUAGAACUCGGAAAUUUAGUUAGAGCAUGUGUUUAUAAAAUCAAGCCAUCCAAAAGAGUGGCCGAGAAUGUUCUUGGUUUGAAUUCAAUACAUGUGUUUACAUAUCGGAAAAACAAUUUCUACUGUUGCUUGCUGGAGAAAUUGUUUCCCCUCAUGCACAAACAAAUUGAUGGGUCCUUUCAGCUUUUUUUUUUUUUUUUUUGUA